AUGCCUCCAAGACUACGAUGCCCGGCCGCUUGCAGGUUUAGCUCCUCUAUCAGCCCUUCGAGGAUACCCCUUCGGUCCGCCGCUCUCCUAUGGUCGUCUGCACCCAAAGCGUCGACCCCGGCGAGACGGCACGCGAGCUCCCAGGCUGCCUUGCCCAAUCUGCUAAGACUCCCGGAUGGCUACGUGCCGCCCACAAAGCCGCCCACUGCUCGUCCGUCGGAUACGAGAAAGGCCCAGCUGCUCCGCACCUAUACCUCCCUCCUCCGGUCGACGCCGCUGAUACUCCUCUUCCAACACAACAACCUCACGGCGGUGGAGUGGGCAGCAGUACGGCGAGAGCUGAAUGUCGCCCUCUCCAAGGUCCCGGUCUCCUCCGGGGAUGGAGACGACGUCGCCUCCAAUAUCCACCUCAGCGUGAUAAGGACGCGCAUCUUCGAUGUUGCCUUGAAGCUCGUCGAGUUCUACGAUCCCUCCACGGUUGGCCCGACGGAAACAACAACCGCGAGGGGCGCCAAGACGGCGGCCGUGUACAACCACGACCUCUCCAAGUCGGCAUUCGAUGCCGUCAAGGCCGUCACGAGCGGCGAGACGCCGAUACCAGAGUCUUCGGCCUACGCCCAGCUCGCGCCCUUACUGGUCGGGCCAGUGAGCAUUCUCACCUUCCCCUCCGUGUCGCCGACUCACUUGGCUGCUGCUCUGAGCAUUCUCUCCCCAAGCCCCCCGGCGUUCCCUGCGCCGACCAGAAGGAAGAGCCCGGGCUACUACGACCCCAUCGCACAGAGUGGCCUGCAGAAGCUGAUGCUGAUUGGUGGACGAGUCGAGGGCAAGGUCUUUGACAUUGACGGGGUGAAAUGGAUUGGCGGCAUCGAGGGCGGUCUCGAGGGCCUGCGCGCCCAGCUCGUUGCCAUGCUGCAGAGCGCUGGGCUUGGACUUACGGCUGCUUUGGAAGGCGCUGGCAAGAGCCUGUGGCUUACGAUGGAGAGCCGGAGGUCUGUGCUGGAAGAGGCUGAGAAAGGCCCGGCUGAGGAGGCUCCGGCAGCGGGAACCCCAACAGCGGACGCCCCAGCAGAGGGCGAGAAGAAGGAAUGGAGCUGA
Molecule: messenger RNA, 1095 nt
Organism: Lasiosphaeria miniovina
Lineage: Eukaryota; Fungi; Ascomycota; Sordariomycetes; Sordariales; Lasiosphaeriaceae
Exons: 1
Coding region: 1-1095 (364 amino acids)
Biological process (GO): translation
Cellular component (GO): mitochondrial large ribosomal subunit
Molecular function (GO): structural constituent of ribosome
Source: RefSeq, a predicted model, not a curated record